This is a messenger RNA of Ipomoea triloba (trilobed morning glory), 2454 nucleotides long. RefSeq lists its product as uncharacterized. The record is from RefSeq and is a predicted model, not a curated record. The transcript has 5 exons. NCBI's taxonomy places the organism in Eukaryota, Viridiplantae, Streptophyta, Magnoliopsida, Solanales, Convolvulaceae. Bases 1 to 2454 code for a protein of 817 amino acids.
AUGUUGGGAGAAAUUCAAGAGCUCCCCCACGAAACACUCUCACCGCUCCAAACUGUUGAGAGCACUCUAGCAAAGAUCAUGGAAAUGAUCCAAGUUCAAGGAGAGACGGACGUGAAUGCUGUAACACUUAGGAGCGGGAGAGCACUUCCAGAAGUUGUUCCACCACCACCGCAACUUGUCCCAGCGGAAGAAUCAAGGAUGGAAGAUAAUGAGACUUUCAACACAAGGCAAGCUAAACAAACAAUCGAAAAAGAAAUCAGAAGGGAAGACUCUCAACCGCAACCUUCUCGAAAAGGGAAAGAAAUCAUGCAGGAGCCACCACCCGUGCCGAAAGCAAAGCUUCCAUUUUCUCAAAGGUUUCGCACUGACAUCGACAACGCCAAGUAUGAUAAGUUCUUGCAAAUGCUACGCCAACUGCACAUCGACAUGCCAUUUAUUGAUGCAUUAGGAGAAAUGCCGAGGUAUGCUAAAUUUCUUAAGGACCUUCUAUCUAAUAAGAGAAAGCUAGCCGAAUCAGCUACUGUUGUACUAGGAGAAGAAUGCUCGGCUAUAUUACACAAAAAUGUGCCCCGGAAGUUAAAAGAUCUGGGAAGUUUCAGAACUCUUAAGCCUACCCGCAUGUGUAUUCAAUUAGCAGACCGAUCCACCAAAUACCCCAGAGGUAUCGUGGAAGACGUGUUGGUCCGAGUCGAUAAAUUCAUUUUUUCAGUAGACUUUGUGAUCUUAGAUACGGACCCGGAUGUGGAGAUCCCUCUCAUCUUGGGUAGACCCUUUUUAGCAACCGCUAGAGCUUUGAUAGACGUAGGGGAAGGCAAACUUGUUAUCCGAGUGGGUGACGAGUCGGCCAGCUUCGACGUAACCAAAAUCAUGAAAUAUCCUCUAGAUGGGGAUGAAUGCUUUUCUGUUGACUACGUGCAUGAUGAGAUCGAUUAUUUAUGCGAAUUGCCUAAAGCCAAGAGGCAUGAUUUUAAUUGGGAAUGUCCCACAGGGGCAAGAGAUUGUAAUGAAAACACUUUUGAGCAUGAACUGAACACUUUACAUAUUGUUUUACACCGAGAGGUUGAUCGUUUUAACUUGAUUGAUAAUGCUUGUGACUCUAAUUUCGUUGAAAAUAUGAAUUGUAUUGGUGAAGUUUCAGAGGGUAUGGAUGGAGAAGAUGGGGAUGAAUUUGAUGAAUUCGAGGGGGAAGUAGAUGGUGGAAAUGAGAAAAGAAAGGAGGAGGAUGAGAUAAUACAGGAAGGUGAACUGAAACAAUUGCCUGCAUACCUUGAGUAUGCUUACCUAGGAUCAAGAAAAGAGUUGCCAUUUGUCAUUGCAACAGAUCUUUCGGAUAAACAAAAUGAACAACUGAUAGCAGUGUUGAAGAAAAACAAGGAAGCAAUCGGAUGGAGGAUGACUGAUUUGAAGGGAAUUAAUCCGGCCAUUUACACACAUAAAAUUCUGUUGGAAGAAGGUUCGAAACCUAUAGCACAGCCGCAGAGACGACUUAAUCCGAACAUGUUUGAAGUUGUGAAGAACGAGGUGAUCAAACUUAUGGACGUCGGGAUGAGUUACCCUAUUUCGGAUAGCACUUGGGUUAGUCCAACUCAUGUAGUGCCCAAGAAAGGAGGAAUCACAGUCACUGAAAACGACAACAAGGAAUUGAUCCCUACUAGAAAAAUAACUGGAUGGAGAGUCUAUAUCGAUUACCGGAAGCUCAACGAAGCCACUCGUAAAGACCAUUUCCCUAUACCCUUUAUAGAUCAGAUGAUUGAUAAAGUGAGCGGAUUUGGUUACUACUGUUUCUUGGACGGAAUGAGCGGAUAUUUCCAAAUUCCAGUAGCUUUGGAGGAUCAAGAGAAAACAACAUUCACUUGUCCUUUUGGUACGUUCGCCUACAGGAGGAUGCCGUUCGGCGAAUUUAUGGAAGUAUUCAUGGAUGACUUCACAAUUUUUGGAGAGACUUUCGAAGAAUGCCUCGGAAAUCUAGAAAAAGUGUUAGAACGGUGUCAACAGAUGAACUUAGCAUUAUCUUGGGAAAAUGCUAUUAUAUGGUCAAGGAAGGACUUCUCGAAAAUUGCAAGGCCGUUUACCAGGCUAUUGGAAAAAGAUGUUGUAUUUGAACUGAAUGAGGAAGCUAUGAAAGCGUUCCAAGUUAGAGUUGUGCUUGGACAAAAGAAUGACAAGAAAUUUCAACCUAUUGCCUACGCUAGUCGAAUGCUGACAAAGCCUCAACAAGCCUACACCACAACCGAAAAUGAAUUGAUGUCAAAGGUCAUAAUUCAUACUGAUUACGCAGCUAUCAGAUUUCUUAUGUCUAAACCCGAAGCAAAACCAAGACUGAGGCUGAAGGACAUGAAAUCCUGGGAGAAUGCCACCGAAUGGGCCAUCACUCGGCAAAUAGAACUGCUAGGAGAGUACUUAAAGCAGGAUUCUAUUGGCCCUCAAUAUUUCGGGACGCUCAUAUCUGCAUAA